Messenger RNA from Parastagonospora nodorum SN15, 705 nucleotides. RefSeq lists its product as hypothetical. The transcript has a single exon. The record is from RefSeq and is a predicted model, not a curated record. Lineage: Eukaryota; Fungi; Ascomycota; Dothideomycetes; Pleosporales; Phaeosphaeriaceae. The coding region runs from base 1 to 705 and encodes 234 amino acids.
AUGGAACAAGCCUCUCCGUUGUUGCGUCUGCCGCGCGAGCUGCGUGACGAAAUUUUCAAAUACGUCUUCGACAUCUUCGAUCAGGAACGGCUGCAAUUUAGCCGGCAUCACGAUGUGAUGCAGCAGACAGUAACACCGCCAAUCUGCGCACUACCACCAAUCUGCUGUGUAUCGCAACAGCUGUACAUUGAAACGACGCCAUAUCUCAUCAGUCGUGUUACGCCUUUCUCUUCAAGUGUCGCGACAACCUGCUGGCUUCGCAAAUGGCUGGCAACUCUCCCCAACGAACUCGGCUAUCGCUCCAUUCAACACCUAGCAUUCCGCAACUUCCACGGACCUGAGCAGAUCAAAGGCUUUGAACUCAUCGCGCUUUGUACGAAUUUGCGGCACCUGAAUGUCAUGCUUGGCGAUGAGUACUCAGAUCCCGGCACCGUUCCGUCCUUGGCGAUUAGCUCGCUCAGUAGCUCUGUCAACGCAUACGAAAGCCUCGAUAACAUCAUCCUGAUGCACCAGCUUCAUUAUCUAAUCGACAUCCCGAAGCUGGAGCUUCUCGAGUUCGGUUUUCAUGAUUGGGAGCAGCCCGUCAGCUGCGACCGAGCACGUCAGGUCAAGGAAUGGCUUACAGUCAAGUUUCAGAAUAAGGGAAGGGAUGUCAACGUUGUUUGCAAACAAAUGCAAUGGGGGUGGAGAUUGCUCGAUCGAUGA